AGUUGUUGAAACUCACAGAACAACGCUUUCAGAAUUUUUUAUUUGCUUUUUAAUUUUUUUCUUAUCAAACGCUCUAAGAAAGAUCUUGCCGUAAGGUCUUGAAAGAAAACUCUCCGGGAAAUUAGUGGAAAAUUAUUUAUUUAAUUUUAGGAUCAAAAACUGUUAUUUAGAUCUUUGUGCAAUGACGACAACAACAUAUGGAGAACAUCCCGAUGUUACCUUUGUAUUUCCACUGGAGCAUGGAGCUGUGGUGCGUGCUGAGAGGUUGAAGCUUAAACAAAGAAGUGAAGUAUUCCGGAGGAUGUUUUCCGCGGAAUUCCUCAGCAAUCAACCGAUAGAGAUUACGGAUAUUUCCGUGGACAUCUUCAAUGAUCUCAUGAAGUACAUUUUCAAUGAAUUCAUUCUUACGGUGUCAGUAGCUAAUUACCGAGAGAUCCUCUACAUCGCCACCAAAUACAUGAUCGCCCCAUUGAUCCAGAAGGUGAUCAGUGUGGCUGUGAAUCUCAUGACUCAAUGGAAUCUCGGUGAACACUUUGAAACAUUUGAACGCUAUCAGAUUAAGAAGUUGGAUGAUAAAAUCCAAGAAGUCUUCGAAAUGGAUCCAUUGACUGUAAUUCACAACCUAAAGAAUGGUUCUGAUUCUGAGAUGCGUCUCGUGAAGCUUAUUCUGCAGUCGCCAGUUCUCAAGUGCUCAGAAUACGCACUAUGCGACGCCGUGACCAGAUUUAUGGAAAGAACGGUCGUGCUAUCGGAAGAAAAGAUGGAUAUUGGUGAGGAAAUGAGAAGGAAAUUUGGGAAAAUGAUUUAUCUCAUUAGAUUCCCCGUGAUGAGUCUCAAAGAAUUAAUUCUCUGCGGUAAAGAACCAUCACUUCUGCCAAAGGAUCUAUUUGCUGAUCUCCUACUUUGGGUGGAAGCUGGAGAGUACAGUGAGUCUGUUCAAUUUUUCUCCACAAAAAAGAGAAUUCCCCCAAGUUCUGGAAAUUGUGCAAUUUGCAGUAAAAUUAUACGCUAGAACUAAGAUUUUUUUCCCUACAUAGUUAAGUCUUCUCGAUGCAGAAAACAACAUUCAACCACCUCGAUUAAUUCCUAUAUUUGAGACUGAAUUGAAUAUUAUUAAUUAAUUAAUUAAUUAGGUAAUAUUACUACCUAAACAUAGCAUAUUAUAAAUCAUUAAAAGAAUUUUUUUUUUUGUAAAACUGCUUUAGAAUUUUAUGUGAAUUUCAGGGUAAAAAGCAUGCGUUACCAUAUAGUGUUCCUGAUCAAGAAAAGCAUAAUAAAACAAAGCUUUAAACUUGAUUAAUUUCAGCAUAAAAGAACAUAUUUUGAGCUAAGACUGUCUGUAAUUUUGUAAUCAAAUUUUGAAAUAUAUUUUUUUUAUAUUUACAAUGAAUUUAAUAAAAGAAUUUUUAAAAUGAA
Lutzomyia longipalpis is the source of this 1416-nucleotide messenger RNA. RefSeq names its product BTB/POZ domain-containing protein 3-like. Gene Ontology annotation, cellular component: cytosol. Gene Ontology annotation, biological process: neurogenesis. Gene Ontology annotation, molecular function: protein binding. The transcript has 2 exons. The record is from RefSeq and is a predicted model, not a curated record. Bases 182 to 1012 code for a protein of 276 amino acids. Lineage: Eukaryota; Metazoa; Arthropoda; Insecta; Diptera; Psychodidae.